This is a messenger RNA of Eleginops maclovinus (Patagonian blennie), 1036 nucleotides long. It is a transcript of the gene il10, whose product is annotated as interleukin 10. Lineage: Eukaryota; Metazoa; Chordata; Actinopteri; Perciformes; Eleginopidae. The record is from RefSeq and is a predicted model, not a curated record. Gene Ontology annotation, cellular component: extracellular region. Gene Ontology annotation, molecular function: cytokine activity. Gene Ontology annotation, biological process: immune response.
AGUCCUAUUUUUUUGGCUAUAAAUUCAAACAAGAGAUGAGCCCAAAUGUGCACCUUUCCUUUCAGAGAGCUCUUCAAAAGAAGAUUUUGCCUCACAGAAGUCAGGAAACUUGAUCCAGCAGAAUCUUCACUCCAUCAACUCUGCCUCCAGAAGAUCCAGCAGCCUGUACCUCAUCAUGGCUCCUCAGUCUCUCCUGCUGUCCCUCCUGCUUCUCUGGUCUCUCUUCAGCACUAUAUGCUGCAGUCCCAUGUGUAACAACCAGUGCUGUCGUUUCGUGGAGGAAUUUCCUGUCCGGCUAAAGAAGCUCAGAGAGGACUACUCCCAGAUCAGAGACUUCUAUGAAGCAAACGAUGACUUGGACACAGCGCUGCUAGACCAGAGCGUCGAGGACUCUUUUAAAAGCCCAUUUGCCUGCCACACCAUGAACAGCAUCCUUGACUUUUACCUGAGCAAGGUGCUGCCGACAGCCAUGGCCGGAGUGACCGAGGACACCAAGGACUUAAAGCCUCCCAUUGAGUCAAUUCAGCUCAUCUUCGACCAGCUAAAGAGUGAUGUCAUCAAAUGUAGAAAUUACUUUUCCUGCAAGAAACAGUUUGACAUCGAAAACCUAAACUCUACUUACACUCAGAUGAAUAGUAAAGGUCCUUAUAAAGCCAUGGGGGAGCUGGAUCUGCUGUUCAACUACAUUGAAACCAUCUGGCUUCUAAACGGCACAGAAACAGACAAGCCACCGUUUAAAGAACUGCUGACCCAUAUCUUGCUGUAAACUUGACAGCCAUUGACCCCUGCCUUUUUUUAAUUCAAUGUAAUACAUUAUUUACAGAGACGCUGGUUUUCUUGUUGGCUGCUAAACUUCUGCGUUUGUCUUGAGGAGAAGUUUCCGUUUUAUGACCAUAUUGAGUCUCACAUUAUAUCAAGUUAAGAACAAUACUGUCUCUUUUGAAAUUGUGAUAUUUAUUUUUAUAUAUAAAAUGUAUUUUUGUAUUUAUUUUAGAUUGUUUCGCAUUGCAGUAGAAUAAAUGACUUGUUGACAAUG